This is a messenger RNA of Xyrichtys novacula (pearly razorfish), 4833 nucleotides long. Lineage: Eukaryota; Metazoa; Chordata; Actinopteri; Labriformes; Labridae. The record is from the annotation of a GenBank genome assembly.
AAAAGGAAGAGAUCUGUGUGUUGGCGCAGUAGCAGCUUAAACUGAGACCAGUUUUCUAUGAGGAACUUUAUCUGCAUUAUUUAAGACACUUUUUUCUUUUAAAUCUCUGAUUUAACAUUUUUUAAAGCGAUGGGAACAUUUUUGAUCUUUCUUUUCUGCAGCUUUGCUGGUAAGUCAAAUCGAUUGAAUACACAAUAUGAUCUAAAAUACUCAUUAAUUACUGAAAACUACUCAUCACUUCAUGAGGAUGAACUUACCCUCUGUUUAGAAUAUCAGCAUUUCUACAUGUUUGUCCACUGAAGCUUGAUUAAUGUACUUACUAUCGCUUUAACCCAUUUUUUUACACAAUGUUCAGCUUCAGUGAACCAUGUCUCCUGUCAAAACAGGUGGCGAUGGUAUCAUGUUUCAUGUUUUUGCUUCACUGUGGUUAGUUAUGAUGUACAGUCUCACUUUAAAACAGUUGAAAUGUCAGUGAAAACUGAAUUUGAUGUUUUGUAAAUCAUUUCAAUAGGAAGUAAGGCACUGAGAACAUCAACCAUUAGAACUGAAACAUUUUCUUGUCUUGUAAAAAUUAAUUUCUUGUAAUAAAUUUGAUGCCAACAACAUGUUUCAAAAACAUAGUGAUGGGUAAUCUUUUGGGAAUCUACAGUUUUUGAGGUGAAAUGUCCCUUUUUUGCCUGAUACAGGAUUUUAGCUUGCCAACAGUUAAAGGUCACCCUGGUCAUAUUUUUGGUUUCAUUAUGGGCCAAUGAUUAUAAUUUCAGUAGGUAUCAGGGAUUUAGGUGGGUUAGUUCUACUACAAGAGUGUUCAAAACAUGUUGUAGAACAUGCAGAUUAUUAUUCAGCAUUGACUUGUUGAAAUAUGCAAGAUGUUUCCUGAUGGCACCUGUCCGCUUAAAUCUGCUCUUCGUAACUCUUGGUCUGUGUUGACACUGGUGCCCCUUGUGGAUAAAGUGAUACCUUUUCUCUCAUGUCCUGUGCAUGUGAAAGUAAUGUUUACAAAAAAGAGUGAACUAAAUCAGCCUGUGAGCAAUUACUGUAAAAAAAAAAAAAAAAGUCCAAAUAUGUUGUUUCUUGGCUUGAUGUAACUCAUCUGGUCUGACUCCUGACCCCUAAUAGAGGUUUUAAGCAUGAAAAGUUGUUACAGUGGAGUUAUCAGCUUUCAUGCUGAUGGUCUCAAUUAAUUCUGAAGGUCAUAAAGAGGCAUCACUAACCAUUUCAGUCUGUUUCUCAACCAAGUAAAAACUCCUCAUAGUGCCUUUGAGAACAAAGAUUACAGCAUACAUCUCAGUCCAGCUUCAAUGGGCUGGGCAGGUUUGGUCAUAUUGUUUCACCUUUGAAGCUGUAUGUAUGUGUUUACAUGGGUAAUUGUAGUAUGUUAUUUUCCUUGUAUGUUAUGAUAAAAUUAUCUGACAAUAUUCAAUGACUGCUCCUCCGUCCACAGUGGUGAUCGCUGAAGCUGAUGUGACUUUGAUGGCAGACAUGCCCUUUUUGAGCGUGCAGCUCAAACAUCCUGGUAUCCUGAAAUGCUGCUACGAAAGCAGUAAGGAGCCAGAGUUUUUCCGGUGGUACAAAAGUUUUCGAAGCGGCAACAAAACCAUUGAUGAUGAGAAAAUCACAGACUCGGUGACUCAAGAAAUUUUAACGGUAACACGUUAUUGUGGCGUCCUAACCUUUGACUCAGUCCAGGUGAACAACUCAGGCUUCUAUCGGUGUUGGCUGAAUACGAGUAGAAUCUAUACACAUGGUACCUACCUGCAUGUCUACAGUAAGUGUUUCUGUCUGUGUGUGUUUGUGUGUGUGCAGUACUAGGGGAGCCUUGUCUGCAAUGCAAAAUGGUACAAAAGCCUAGUAUGUAGUAUGUUUAUUAGAGGAAUGUUGUCUAGUGAGCUCUAAGCACUGCUUACAUCUCGUAAGCCAUAAAUCCUGUUAACUGUCAUCUAGCUGAGCUGAACGAGAGACAGCUGCCUCACAUAUGUCCGCUUUUUUAAUCUUUACAUCGUCAGAACGGACUCAUCACAGUCUGCUGCUCUUUCAUUCGCUUUAAAUAGACACAAUAUUCAGUCAAGUUGCAGCCAAGCUUGUGGAGGAGCUGUGUUUUUUUAUACUGUAAUGUCUUGUUGCAUCAUAAUCUUAAUUAAGUACAGAUGGCAGAAAUGUAAAACAACCAUUAACUCCCCCCGGAUUACAUUUCUGAUAGGCUGCAAUAUAAUAAAAGAACACUACUACCCUUACAUUUUGAGCUGAACAGCUUUCUUCAUGUUAAAUAGCGCAGUUACAUACUCAAUUUUAUAAUUAAGGACUGGGUAAGAUUAUUUAGUAAUUAUUUUGUAACCCUACUCUUUUUUUACUCUCUAGUCUCUUAUGUGCAGGAAACUCUAACUCUGCUUUGUUCUUCCUUUUCCUCCAAAUGUCCAGAGCCGCUGGAGAAGACCAUUAACCUCAGAGAGAGCACCAAAAAUAAAAUCCUCACGGCUGAGGGAGUGUUGCUGUUCCUGUCUGUGAUUCUGCCUGCUGCCACUCUGCUCUGCAAGGUCAGAUUUAUACCUCAUGAUGACCAUCUGGACAUUAACACACACUAUCUCUCAGCCACACCUAAGCCCGAGCACCAAUGUUAAGACAUGGUUAAUUUCCAGAAUGUCUCAAUAGUGGCACUGCUGUAUCCCUAACGUCAACACAGCAGGAAUUACAGAAGUCUAUAAGCCUUCCCUUCUCUGUUCAGUUACAGGUGUUUCGUUCUCCUUUUUUUCUAUUUUGAAGCUUAAUUCACUUCUGUUUUUCCUUCACAGUCAAAAAGACUACAUGAACUGGAGAAAAAGAAAGUGAAGAAAGAGGAAGAGAACAUAUAUCAGGUGAACUUUGAAAAAAUAAGUCACAUUCCCUCUGAGUCAAACACACAUGAUCACAUGUUUCAGAAGAGAGGAAGCGAGAUAUGUAUGAACAUAUUGUUCAGCUUAUGUCUGAAUAUGUGAUUUUUUUUGUGUGUGCUGACCUAGUUUCUCUUUUGCUUAUCUCACACACCAUAGGGACUAAAUCUGGAUGAUUGUUGCACCACAUAUGAUAAGAUUGAGCGCUCCAUGACACAAUGCCCGUAUGAGGAUGUGUGCAACAUUAUCGAAGAGGAAGAGGAGAUCCAGUUGGAGAAGCCUUAGAGGAGCGGGUGGAAAAAGAAGAGAAAAACAUGUAUUUUGAUGGUUGGGUUUAAGAGUGUGCUUUGAAAUAUCAGGUCUUUUCUUUAAUAUCAAUAUUAGCUUAACUUUUCUUCACAAAUCAUAACUUGGAAUCAUGUACAUAGCAUUAUAGCACUUCAAGAUAUGAAAGGUGAAAGGCCCUUUGCUCCAUGUACUUUCACAAGAAGUCUUUUUUUUAAUAUCUGCACAUUACCUGCUGUGUUUAAAAAUGCAUUUAACAUUUUCCCUUUUUUCUUGACACACAAUAAUCAAAUGUUUCUGUCUUUUUUGGCAAUUGCAAAUAUAAAUGGGGAUUUAUCUAAAUGUAGACUGCACAAACUCUAAAAAAAGGUAAAAGAAAAGAAAAGAAAGGCAGGGUAAAGGUUGUUCUGAGCCUUUAAUUCUCCACAGCAAACUGAGCUGCCUUACAGCUGUGGUAUUUGGCCGAAAUCCAACUUUAGGACAGUUAUGAACAAUAACUCCCCAGAACGUUAAGAAACAUUAAAAAAGCAACAUUUCUUUACAACCAGGCGACGUGAUUUACUUAUAAAAACUGUGUUUGUGUGUUUUCACCCUCUUGAAAGUGUGUUGAAAUACAUAUUUUAAUUUAACAUUUUUGCUUUUUUACACAAUAAUUUUAUGGUUUGUUACAAUUUUGUUGCUCGUGCUUACAAAAUAAACCUUUGUUGGAAAAAUGUUAAAAAUGUUAGAAAAAAUAUCAAUAUUAGCUUAACUUUUCUUUACAUAUAACUUGGAAUCAUGUAAAUAGCAUUACAGCACUUAAUGGAAAGAGGCUGGGGAAAGAUCUGGAAAGUGAAAGGCCCUUCGCUCCAUGUACUUUCACAAGGAGUCUUUUUUAAUAUCUGCACAUUACCUGCUGUGUUUAAAAAAAUGCAUGGGAAUCAGAUAUUACAUUUGACCUUUUUUCUUGACACACAAUAAUCAAAUGUUUCUGUCAUUUUUGUCAAUUGCAAACAUAAAUGGGAACUUAUCUAAAGGAAGACUAUUCAAACUCUAAAAAAUAAAAAGAAGAAAAGAAAAAAGAAAAGUGGGGUAAAGGUUGUUCUGAGAGUUUAAUUCUCCACAGCAAACUGAGCUGCCUUACAGCUGUGAUAUUUGGCUGAAAUCCAACUUUAGGGCAGUUAUGUACAAUAACAUUCAAAAAUCAAAAUUUCAUUCUCUUAUUGUGUUUUUUUUUCUUUAACAUUUUUUAAUUUCAUUUGCUUGUUUUUUACCUUAUUAUUUUCCUUAUUUGUGUAUUUGUUGUAUUUCUGUACUGUUUACAUGUCGUUAUGUGAUUCAUAGAACUGCUCACCUUUGAGUCGAGUGGAAAUGUGGGAGGGAUAAAAUAAACUGGGGAAAGGGAUGGAAGUCUUCCCGUCACGUUGUACUGACAUGUUGCUGUAUGUGUGAUUGCUUCCAAUUAAGAAAGUUAUAAAAAACGCAAAAUUUCUUGACAAUCAGGCGACGUGAUUUACUGAUAUAUGUAUAUAUGAUGUGUGUUUGUAUGUUUUCACCCUCUUCAAAGUGUGUUAAAAUGCAUAUUUUAGUUGAACAUUUUUGCUUUUUUACACAACAAUUUUAUGGUUUGUUACAAUUUUGUUUCUCGUGCUUACAAAAUAAACCUUUGUUGAAAAAAAAAAAAAAACUUAAACCUUUCAAA